AUUUAAUGUACUAUGUAUUGUAGAAAGACCUCAACACAUGCUGAUGAGAGUUGCUGUUGGAAUUCACAAGGAAGAUAUUGAUUCUGCUGUCAAAACAUACCAUCUAAUGUCACAGCGGUGGUUUACACAUGCUUCUCCUACCUUAUUUAAUGUUGGCACUCCUCGUCCCCAGUUAAGCAGCUGCUUCCUUAUUUGUAUGAGAGAUGAUAGUAUCGAGGGCAUAUAUGACACUCUCAAGGAGUGUGCUGUUAUAAGCAAAUCUGCUGGAGGAAUUGGUGUUUCUGUUCACAAUAUUCGUGCAAUGGGCAGUUAUAUUCGUGGAACAAACGGAACUUCUAAUGGUGCAAGAUCAGUGACAACAAUGCUUCACCAAAACAGCGAUCAAUCUAGGCAGGAAGUUCAAGAAUAAAAUGAAGCGAAUGAUGGGUUUUAAGCAAAAGUUGCAAUGUACU
Asparagus officinalis (garden asparagus) is the source of this 452-nucleotide messenger RNA. Its product is annotated as ribonucleoside-diphosphate reductase large subunit-like. Gene Ontology annotation, biological process: DNA replication; deoxyribonucleotide biosynthetic process. NCBI's taxonomy places the organism in Eukaryota, Viridiplantae, Streptophyta, Magnoliopsida, Asparagales, Asparagaceae. The transcript has 4 exons. Bases 38 to 409 code for a protein of 123 amino acids. The record is from RefSeq and is a predicted model, not a curated record. Gene Ontology annotation, molecular function: ribonucleoside-diphosphate reductase activity, thioredoxin disulfide as acceptor; ATP binding. Gene Ontology annotation, cellular component: ribonucleoside-diphosphate reductase complex.